AUGUUAAGUAUACCUACAUCGAAUGUUGUCAUUGAUACUGACAAAGCGUUUAUGCUCCGACGUAAUGGUACAUAUGCUCCAAAACUUAAAGAAGAAAUCGUUCAUUCAGUUGUGUCUAUCAAUAAUUUAUGUGAUGGAUCAUCGUCUGCAGAUGUUGGCCUGUUCACAUCACACACCACAAGUACUAACAUUGUUGAACUUGCCACUAUAUUAUCACCUCGUGAUAUAGCCACUGCUUUACCACGUUACGAUAGUAACCAAGCUUCCAGUUUAAUCCAAAACGAUAUAAGUCGAAUUUUUCGUAUUCAUCGUCCUGACUCAUUUGCCACGAAAACGAACUCCGCUGUACACUUCAUCGGCAAUCAAUUUCAUUCGAUAAUUAAUAUUAAAAAAUCACUGUUUGAUUCAACAAAUUUUCUCGUUGAUGGCAAUCAAUCUGAUAUUCCACGUGUAUUGCCAGGACCGUCUAAUAUUAUACUCAAACAAAUAAAUAAUAAUAAAAUCGGAUUUGACUUCCUAACAAACGCUGAGUUAAGGUUAUUUUUAACUACAAUUAUAUCCUCCAUCGACAAAUUUUAUAAAAUUAAUGAUCUUUCUAAAUCACUUAAUCUUUUCUCUCAACUUAUUGCCGCUCAAUCAAUAUAUAUUCUUCGUUCGUGUCCGAUUCGCCGAGAAAAUGUCUCAGCCAAUGAACCAUGUUUUAUUGUCUCUACAUUAUUUUUACGUUCGUUCAUAGAAAAUAACAUUCCACUUUCAGUCUAUCGCUUUAUUUCUCUGCCGGCAAUUGUUAAUGGUGAGCAAUUCAUGUAUUCGAAUAUACCAGAAAUAACUGGGAUCAACACAGAUGAUUAUGCAAUAAUAUCUUGGAAUAACACACCAAAACAAAACGAAUGCCUAUUUUCUUCUUUUAUUUAUUGUCGAAGGAAGCCAUCAGUCAUUCCAUUAUCUCAUUCUUCAUGCUUAUCUGAACUGUUUAUCCAUAGCUUACGUAUCGUUAACUCAUGUCAAGUGACACGUUCUCGCUCACUACAAACUGAUGUUAUAAAUAUUGACAGUAACGUUUGGCUUUUUUCUCACAACGGAGACCCACUUUAUUGCCAUCUUCAUUCAACUAUUGGUGAAUUUAAAGGUGUGAUUACGAUUAAUGAACCGCCAAUCGUACGAAUGCCUUGCGGCAACACAAUUAAAUAUACAAACACUGAAUUGCCAUCGUCUACUUGCACCAAUCAUAGUAUAUUAAUUAAAUCAACAGCUGCUGGAAAUUAUGAGCAGCUAUCGACUAUUUCAUGGCCAAUUCAAACCAUGAUGAAACAACUAAUAUCGACCCCAGGUCGAGGAGCGAAUAUCAAUUUAAAACCAGUAACAGCUAUAAAUGAUCGUGGUGGGCUACAUGUUAUUGUUACAUUCUUACCACAAAACCUUCGUGUUGAACAGCAAGCAUUUGGCCGUGCUGGUCGACAAGGAAAUCCUGGUAGUGCCCGAUUGAUAUUGAAUCAGGAAGAGGAUCUGCCUCAAUUGAUUCAAUAUUUCAAAAAUUUACCAAUUGACGAACAUCGAACAAUUGAAGGUGUUAAACAGUUACGAGAUAAAUAUGAAGCAACAACGAUUCAAGAAGCUAGGAAGGAGGUACGAAAAAUUGAAGCAAAAGAUCAUCUACUACAACAGUUUUUAAAUAUGGCACAUAGUCAACGAGAAUAUAUUGAUUUUGGAAAUAAUAAAAAAUAUAAUCCUGGAUUUGAUUCAUUACGAGAAACAUGGGGGAAUUAUUGUUUUAAAAUUGAUGAUAUGGAUGAUGAAGCGUCAAUUCAACGACUCUACCAAAAAUUUGCUAAUAACGUUCAAACAUGCUUGAAUCGAUGUGUUCAGAUAAAACGCAAUCCUGAUCAACAGUCACAAUUUGCCACAUAUGCUAGAUCUAAUUUUGGAGUGAAGGACGCCGAUGCCGAACGUAAAGAAAAACAAGCUAACAUUGAUUGUCAUAUACUAAACGAAUUAAUUGAAGAUCCAAAGUAUUUUAUGAAUGCUGGUUUAAAUGAAGUGUGUGGCGAAAGCGGGAAAAUAGCAGGUGCUGACAGUCGUAGUUUAAAACUAUUAGAAUUAGCAGAACGACGAGACGACUCAGAUUUCAUUGUAUUCUAUAAUAAAGCAGGAUGUCUUGUUGGUCAAGGAAAAGGCAGUGAUGCUCCGAUUGCUAUGAAUAGAUCACUAAAUUUGCUUGUAUAUGAGAUUGAAAAUCGGAAUAAAUUAAUAAUAUUGAAUACAAAACCACCGCCCGAUGGAAAGCCACCACGUGUAUUUGCCGAAGUGAUUUUUCUACAAAUCGUUAAAAGUUACAUUGAAGUGACAAGAAAUCAACUUAAUCAGUAUGAUUCCGAUAAACAUGAAUUAACAUGUAAUUAUGAAUAUUGGACAGAAGGAUUUAUACAAGAACAAUUAAAUGGUACAGAAUUUGCACAUUUAAUACCUGAUCUGGAAGAAGAACGAAAAGAAUGGUGCUAUGAAGGUCUACAGUUUCGUUAUAAAUUUAUUAUCGAAGCAAAACGAUGUUGGUGGAAAACAAUAUUUAUAUUUGUAAUGGGUGUAGCACAAGUUAUUGGUGGUGCAAUAUUGUGCUGCAUAACAGGGCAUGUUAAACUUGGUACAUCAAUGAUAAUGGGAGGUGUAUUUGAUAUGUACACUGCUGUUGGUAAGUUGUAUUUCUAG
Didymodactylos carnosus is the source of this 2703-nucleotide messenger RNA. The record is from the annotation of a GenBank genome assembly. Lineage: Eukaryota; Metazoa; Rotifera; Eurotatoria; Philodinida; Philodinidae.